Molecule: messenger RNA, 444 nt
Organism: Fraxinus pennsylvanica
Lineage: Eukaryota; Viridiplantae; Streptophyta; Magnoliopsida; Lamiales; Oleaceae
Source: the annotation of a GenBank genome assembly
AUGAAUGGAUACUCAAGAAUCAGAAAAGGUAACACAACAAGAUCAAAAUCUGUAGAUUUUUCUUUUCUACCUCAAACACCACAAUCUGGUCCAACCUACGCCUUAAAAUCCUUGAAGAGCCAACCAGACGACCCUCCAAUACCCGAGCAUGAACAUGAAGAUGACAUUGGAGAAAUCUUUGGUGUAAUUUUAGGUAUAAAAUGUCCUGUCUACUCAAAGAAUUCUGUGAAGGAUCCAGUCGAGGAACAAAAUAUGGCACUUCAAAGCGUGAUGAAGAGAACACUGUCCAUAAGAAGAUCAGAGUCUGAAGGGUAUUGUAGAAUUCACCACCAGUGUAAUAUAACUGCAGCCGAUGAAUACACUACUAUAUCAGCUUCCAAGACAAGAUUCACGAAGAAGAAAGGAAAGAUUCUUAAAGCCUGUAAACAUGUUUUCGGUUUUUAG